This is a messenger RNA of Alosa sapidissima (American shad), 2559 nucleotides long. RefSeq lists its product as uncharacterized. The record is from RefSeq and is a predicted model, not a curated record. NCBI's taxonomy places the organism in Eukaryota, Metazoa, Chordata, Actinopteri, Clupeiformes, Clupeidae.
AUGACGCUCGUUAGCACGUCGCCCCUGCGCUGGGGGCCGCCGCCACUGUCACCGCCGCCAAUGGCAGAUGCACCCAAUGGCGCCGCUCCACUCCAGAGCAGCCGGAACCUCUGGCCCAGCGUGUUAAAGUGCGGAGUGAACCUGCACAACGGCACGAGUAAAGUGCUGACGUCCUCCUGCGGAGCGUGCGCCCCGGUUCCUGCUGUGUCAUCAGGAACAGCGACCCAAAUCUGCUCCGCUGUACAAACAGGGACCCGCCGGCUCACCUGCAGCCCCGCCGCACCGCGCGGCGACGAGCGCUCGCUCCGCUGCAGGGGCAUUCAGCUCAGGGCAGCCACCGCAGCAGUCACAGCAAAGUCACAGAGCACCACUCCUCCAGAGACACGCUCUACCUAUCUGUGGAAGCUGUUGAGGGUGAUUUGGCGCAGGGGUCAAGUGGCAGGCCAAUGGAGAUGUGCAGAGGGUGUGUGGAUCCCGAAGGAAGAGGACUCAAAGGACAUCAGUCAGUUUAGGACGAUCUCGUUGCUAAGCAUCGAAGGCAAGAUUUUCUUCAGCGUCUUGUCACGACGACUAAGUGAGUUCCUUCUGAAGAACAGUUAUAUUGACACCUCUAUUCAGAACGGAUCGGGCACAUCAGACUGGCAUCGACUUGAGAAGGGCAUAAUAACAGGCUGCACAAUCUCAGUCAUCCUGUUCGCACUCGCCAUGAACAUGAUCGUCAAGUCAGCAGAGUUGGAGUGCAGGGGACCCCUGACAAAAUCUGGAGUACGCCCCCCUAUAAGAGCGUUCAUGGAUGACCUGACUGUCACCACCACAUCUGUCCCGGGCUGCAGAUGGAUUCUGCAAGGGCUAGAGAAGCUCAUCACAUGGGCAAGGAUGAGCUUUAAGCCAGCAAAAUCAAGAUCUCUGGUGCUCAAGAAGGGAAAGGUGACAGACAGGUACCGCUUCUCUCUGGCUGGAGCCACCAUCCCAUCCAUUACCGAACAGCCAGUCAAGAGUCUUGGAAAGUUCUUUGAUUGCAGCCUCAAAGACUCGUCAUCCAUCCAGAGAACCAGCAAGGAGCUAGAGGGCUGGUUGAGAUGCGUCGACAGAUCUGGCUUGCCAGGGAGAUUCAAGGCCUGGAUUUACCAGCAUUCCAUCCUGCCCCGCAUCCUGUGGCCUCUGCUAGUAUACGCAGUACCCAUUACAACUGUAGAGGCCAUGGAGAGAAAGAUAAGCAGCCACUUGCGAAGAUGGCUUGGCCUACCCCAAAGUCUGAGCAGUGCUGCCCUGUACGGCAGUAGCAACACCUUGAAGCUUCCAUUCAGUGGACUCACUGAAGAGUUCAUGGUGACUAGAACUCGAGAAGCCCUGCAGUACAGGGAAUCCAGGGAUGAAAAGGUGGCAUCGGCUGGCAUCCAGGUGCGAACAGGCCGGAAAUGGAGGGCAGUCGAGGCUCUGGAAGUGGCAGAGUCGCGACUGAGGCAGAAGGUACUGGUGGGGUCCAUAGCCUCAGGACGCGCAGGUAUUGGCUAUUUCCCAUCAACCAGGGUGGACAAGGCCCAGGGAAAACAGCGGCAACAUCUCAUCCAGCAGGAAGUGCGGGCAGGCGUGGAGGAAGAACGAGCCAGCAGGAUGGUGGGUAUGGGACAACAGGGAGCUUGGACUAAAUGGGAGAAUGUUCUGCAACGGAAGAUCACCUGGCCCAACAUCUGGAGAGCAGACUCACUUAACAUCAGGUUCCUAGUCCAAGCUGUUUAUGAUGUCCUGCCCAGUCCAUCCAACCUCCAUGUCUGGGGCAAAGCAGAGACACCAUCCUGCCUCCAGUGUCCAGGAAGGGGAUCCCUGGAACACCUCCUCAGUAGCUGCCCUAAAGCCCUUGGAGAGGGGCGCUACCGCUGGCGCCACGACCAGGUGCUGAAGGCGGUUGCUGAGAGUAUAGCCAAGGCCAUUACUACCACCAAGAACUACAGCAAGCCUCAGUCAAUCAGAUUCCACAGAGCUGGAGAGAAGCCCACUAUCCAAGCGAGGGCCAGGUCAGGUCUCCUCACUACCGCCACAGACUGGCAGCUAGAAGUGGACCUGGGCAAACAGCUGAAGAUCCCAGCAAGAAUAACAACAACACGGCUCCGACCAGAUAUGAUCAUUGUUUCUGAUUCCACCAAACAAUUGAUCAUUCUGGAACUGACAGUGCCCUGGGAAGAACGCAUGGAGGAGGCUAAUGAGCGGAAGCGUGCCAAGUACCAGGAGCUGGUGGAGGAGUGUAGGAGCCAAGGCUGGAGGACUUACUGUGAACCCCUGGAGGUGGGAUGCCGAGGAUUUGCAGGGCGGUCCCUCUGCAAAGUCCUCACCAUGCUGGGCCUCACCGGUGAGGCAAAGAGGAAGGCCAUCAGAUCUGCAACUGAAGCCACAGAAAGAGCCACAAGAUGGCUUUGGAUCAAGAGGGCUGAUCCGUGGAAGAAUGCUGCUGGGACACAGGCCGGAGUCUGAUCAACUCUGGUCGGGUCGCCUGGGCGAGGGUGUCUGAUGUUGAAAGACCCGAAACACCCAGUGACCCCAGGUUACAUCACUGAUGAUGUG